GUGGGGCGUAUAGCUCAGUGGUAGAGCGCCCGCUUUGCAUGCGGGAGGUCUGGGUUUCGAUCACCCAUCCGUCCAACUUUCUUUUUGACUUUUUUUUUCUUUCUUCUCUUUCGAAAAGUCUUACUCCGUACUUUUUGCAUUCGAUCAAUUUGUUUGGUACAGUAUUUGCGUUUUUUUUUUUCAUUUCCCCCCCCCCCAAAAGGUACGGUUUUUAUUCCAAGAAAAGAAUUAUUUUUUUCCUAGGCGGACUGACCUAUAUGAACGUUUCAAUUCGAAAAGAAUUUCCUCUUCCCACUUAUAAAUAGAUAAAUAAAAUAAAAAAAUUAAUAGAAAGAAGAAGAAGAAGAAGAAGAAGAGAAACAAACAAACAAACAAACAAAACGUGGAUGUAAAAUAAUUUUACUUCGAUUUAUUUAUUUUGUGUAUUUACUUCCAGGGCGAAAGGAAAAUAAAAGGGAGAAAAAAGAAAAGAGAAAAGAGAAAGGAAAGAACCAAAAAAAAAAAAAAAAAAAAAUCAGUAAAGUUG
Xylona heveae TC161 is the source of this 526-nucleotide messenger RNA. RefSeq lists its product as hypothetical. Lineage: Eukaryota; Fungi; Ascomycota; Xylonomycetes; Xylonales; Xylonaceae. The coding region runs from base 39 to 305 and encodes 88 amino acids. The transcript has a single exon. The record is from RefSeq and is a predicted model, not a curated record.